CAGGAGCUGAAGUGCUCGGCAUGGCUGGCCCCGGCGCCGCGCCGCUUGAACUCCAGCCUGCCUGUGAAUAUCGGGGUGCUCUUUGUGCCGCAGCAGGAGGCUUGGGUGGUGGAGAGGAUGGGCAAGUUCCACCGAAUCCUCGAGCCUGGUUUGAACUUCCUCAUCCCUCUGCUGGAUAGGAUUCGUUAUGUGCAGAGCCUCAAAGAAAUUGUCAUUAAUGUCCCAGAGCAGUCAGCUGUCACCCUAGAUAAUGUCACCCUGCAGAUCGAUGGUGUGCUCUAUCUGCGGGUUAUGGACCCCUACAAGGCCAGUUAUGGGGUGGAAGAUCCUGAAUAUGCAGUAACUCAGCUGGCCCAGACCACCAUGAGGUCUGAACUUGGCAAACUCUCCCUCGACAGAGUCUUCCGGGAGCGGGAAUCCCUCAAUGCCAGCAUCGUGGAUGCCAUCAACCAGGCCUCAGACUGCUGGGGCAUCCGGUGCCUGCGCUAUGAGAUCAAGGACAUCCAUGUACCCCCGCGGGUGAAGGAAUCCAUGCAGAUGCAG
Messenger RNA from Merops nubicus (carmine bee-eater), 543 nucleotides. It is a transcript of the gene STOML2, whose product is annotated as stomatin (EPB72)-like 2. Lineage: Eukaryota; Metazoa; Chordata; Aves; Coraciiformes; Meropidae. The transcript is spliced from 5 exons. Gene Ontology annotation, cellular component: membrane. The record is from RefSeq and is a predicted model, not a curated record. The annotation marks the transcript as partial.